Anastrepha obliqua is the source of this 1248-nucleotide messenger RNA. RefSeq names its product guanine nucleotide-binding protein G(q) subunit alpha-like. Lineage: Eukaryota; Metazoa; Arthropoda; Insecta; Diptera; Tephritidae. Gene Ontology annotation, biological process: adenylate cyclase-modulating G protein-coupled receptor signaling pathway. The transcript has 8 exons. The record is from RefSeq and is a predicted model, not a curated record. Gene Ontology annotation, cellular component: heterotrimeric G-protein complex. Gene Ontology annotation, molecular function: GTPase activity; G protein-coupled receptor binding; G-protein beta/gamma-subunit complex binding. The coding region runs from base 91 to 1224 and encodes 377 amino acids.
UGGAGAACAAUCAACAGUUAAAGCGAGUGAAAGUGAAAAGAUUUAUACGGAUUAACCAGUUUUGGAAAACUGAUAUUUCACGACCUUAGUAUGCUCCGAAGCAGUCUAGAAACUGCAUUAAGGUGUAGUUGUUGCUAUUCAACGCCAAGCGAAGUAAUUUCAGAGGAAGAGUUUAAUGAGCAAAAAAUUAGUGAAGAAUUAGAAAAAUACGAUGUUGAGUUAAACGCUGCUAAAAAAUUGCUGCUAUUAGGCACUGGUGAAGCAGGCAAGUCCACUUUCUUCAAACAAAUGCACAUCAAUUAUGGGGAUGGUUUCUGUGAUGAAGCGAAGAACGAAUAUAAGCGGGUCAUACACCAAAAUAUUUUCACAGCCAUGCAGUCCAUGCUUCAUGCGAUGGAUGUACUGAGAAUCCCAUUCGAUAAAUCAGAGCAUGCGGUUCUGGCAAAAACCCUGCUGGCUACCAAUAUCGAAACUGUAACCACUUUGGAGGCGUCAGCAGUUCAAACCAUAAAAUGUCUGUGGGCCGAUGCGGGUGUGCAAAAGUGCUAUGAUCAGCGCAGGAAAUAUCAGCUCAUCGAUUCUGCUAAAUAUUUUCUUAAUAAGCUGGAUUGCGUGGCCCAUCCAGAUUACAUACCCAAUAACGAUGAUAUAUUGCACUCGCGUUUGGUAACUACUGGAAUAGUGGAGCACGUUUUCGAUACCCAACGGAACAGACCAAAACGUAAUAGUGUCAAACGACCAUUGCUUCGGGUAAUAGAUGUUGGCGGUCAACGAACAGAACGGCAAAAAUGGCUACAGUGUUUCGAUGAUGUGACGGCUAUCAUUUUCCUUACGUCACUUUCCGAAUACGAUCAGACAUUGUAUGAGGCGCCAGGUUUGAAACGUAUGGACGAGUCCAGAGAUCUGUUUCGUUACAUCGUAGCGUCGACAUAUUUUAAGGAAUCGUCUAUAAUUUUAUUCCUAAAUAAACAAGACAUAUUGGAAGAAAAGAUAAUGUCAUCCCAUUUGGUAGACUACUAUCCAGACUUUAACGGUCCCAAGCGAAACGCUGUCGCCGCCAAGGCUUUCAUAGGUAAAAUGUUUGAAGUGACACUUCAAGACAAAGAUAAGCAAUUAUAUAUGCACUACACGUGUGCAACUGAUACCAAAAACUUUCGUGUUGUAUUUCUAGUGGUACAGGAUACAAUAAUGCGCAGUUAUCUUAAUUCCAUGGGCAUCGAUUAAACUACGUUCACAGACAAAAGCCGU